Sphenostylis stenocarpa is the source of this 321-nucleotide messenger RNA. The record is from the annotation of a GenBank genome assembly. Lineage: Eukaryota; Viridiplantae; Streptophyta; Magnoliopsida; Fabales; Fabaceae.
AUGCAACAGUUUGAGGUCCAGAAGCGUCUCCAUCUCUCCCUUUGCACGCACAGACCUUCAUUCAUGGUUACUCUCAUUCAUCCCUUUCGGCUUAAUCUUCGUGGAGCGGUUCAGGUGCUUGAGGAAAUGCAGACUUACCUUGCUUAUGUAUCUUCUCUCACAAAAAGAGUCAGGUUUCACCUCACUAUUUUAGCAAGAGUUCAUUCUAAACAAAUGUACUUCAAAACUUGUGGAAGUAUUGGUGGUAUGCCCAAUACCUCGGAAGCUGUAGAAGUUGGUUCAUUUAGUCUGUGCCCUGAAUUUAUUCCUAGUUCAUCAUAA